AUCGUCUGACAUGCGUUACCAUGGCAACGCGCACCACAACAAUCACGGAUAGUCAUUGGAAUUAUUGAAUUUUAUAUCGUAUUCGAGAAGUUUUUAUAUUGUGCGUAGUUUUAUUUAUUUUUGCAUGUGACCAAACAAUGUCAGUGUUGAGUCUACUGCCUGAAGAUAAACGGAAGGAUCAAAGAAAAGAGUCCCUAGAGACGGUGUACAGCAGCAACUCCCGUCUGAAUCUGUUGAACAAGCGAAAGCGCCUGAACCCGCUCGUGUCAGAGAUGUCGCACCAGACGUUGAGCAGCAAGGCCGGCGACAGGUAUGUGGCGCAGCGAGUGCUGUCAGCGAAGACGCACCGCGUGAAGCAACUGCAGAACCAGUUGGCGGACGCGCAUUAUCAUUUGCAGGAACUAAGCAAUGAGAAUCGUGUACUGCGCGCGGUUCAAAAGAAACAAGAGAUCGCGUUGCAAAGAUAUGAGAACUCAAACGCAGAACUACCUCAAGUGCUAAACUCACAUACAGAAGAGAUGAGGAUCCAGCAAAGCAAGUACAAACAGCUAAAACAGCAGUACAAAGAGGUAACGCAGAAGCUGAAGGAGAAAGACUUGCAGUUACAGCAGUUGAGAGAUGAACACCAGCACCUGUUGGACCUCAGCAAGGAUCGAAAUCUGCUAGAACGUGAGAAACUUCAAGCUCAAGUGACGGAUCUGACAGCGAAGGUGCAACAGCAGAAUGAGACGAUCACGAUGCUGCAGCGGCGGAUAGCGCUCGAAGCUAAGAACUUCAAGCAUCAGCUGCAGAACGAGAUCAACAAGCAUAAGGACACCCGUCAUGACCUUGACCUGGCCAUCAGCAAUGCGGACAAACUGUCCAGUAUCAUCGAGAUGAAAGAGAAGAUGUUAAGCACAGCGGCAAGCCGUCCAGUCAAGUCGCCCACAAAACUGACAUCCACGAUGAACCCAGGAAGAUCACCACCCAUUAAAAUGAAGCCACCAGAACCGAGUAUACACAGAAGCAAUGACGACAGAUUGACUAUGGAUCAAACUAUCCUGGCCAAGCUUUGCGAGAAUUCUCGCAGCAUCAGUAGUGCCCUCUCCCACGACGAAGAAACCUCAUCGUCGAUUGAACCUCGCUCCAGGUAUGCCAGAAGCAGGACCACGUCGAACAGCACCCGCUCCACCCCCAUCCCCACUAGGAAGAGUUCCAAAGGUUCAGACGACAUAAUCGAACUUGCCAAAACAGUACAAGACGGCAUGGCUGACCUCGCGAUUUUCGACGAUGAUCUAGAUACAAAGAAUUCUACGCCAGAUGAAGUUGCGAAGAAAAUGGAAGCAAUGAAAGCUGAGUUGAUUAAAAAGAUUAAAGAUGAAGAGCCUGCGUCACGAAAAACUAGUGCUUUGUUACGUAGGAGGUCUACAGAAGAAUCAAUUGAGGAACAAAUAGUUGAGGAAGAACCCGAACGACCAAAGUCUAAAGGAAGACGAAGCUCCAACGUGUCAUUUUAUGACAAUGCUGGAGGCGACGAUGUGUCUGUUGGAAAUGAAUACAAAAUGGCCGAAGAGAGAAUAAAAAGAGAGAACAGCGUGCUAGAACGAAAGUUGUCUACAAAACCAAUAGACAAAUACUGCAAAGACAUCAUCCAAGACAUAGAGAAGAGUAGUAAAGUCAUAGAUAAGCACGUGAAGCAGUUUAACCAUUCGAGGUUUGAAGGCGAUAAAAUAGUGGAACAACUGCAAGUUGUGGACAAAUUAAACGAGUACGUCAAUUCUAAAGGUGAGAUAUCGGAGACAGCUUUGACAGAACUGAAUAAUAAUUUUAAAGUGUUGACUGAAUCGGUACUGGAGGCUGCGCCUACCAGAAAGAGGUCAGUGUCAGGCAGAAGGAACUCAAGAUGUAACCUACUUGGUGAUUCGAAUCUGAGCAACCAGGAUUUGUUGGACGACUUGUUGGGUAAGAAAUGAUAUACGGUCUUAUGUUAGAUGGUUUA
Manduca sexta (tobacco hornworm) is the source of this 1978-nucleotide messenger RNA. Its product is annotated as lebercilin. Gene Ontology annotation, biological process: intraciliary transport. The transcript has 7 exons. The record is from RefSeq and is a predicted model, not a curated record. Gene Ontology annotation, cellular component: axoneme. The coding region runs from base 138 to 1952 and encodes 604 amino acids. Lineage: Eukaryota; Metazoa; Arthropoda; Insecta; Lepidoptera; Sphingidae.